UCUCCACCGCGCUGGAAGAACCGGACGCGUGCCCUUCUCCAAUGACCCGUGCAGUGUCACGAGCCUCCUCGCACUGGAGGAGCGAUUCGUGCUACAGAGGUUUGAGAACGAGAUGAUGUUUCAAUGGGUGGUGGUCGCCGAGAAGCCACCUGUUGGAUCAGUCGCAAAAGCUACAUGACCCUAUGAUCUUUAUAUAGCCAGAAGACUUGGUUUGACGUGCUCAUAGUUUAGAGAAGGAGCCGAGCGUCAUGUAUCCGCUGGAUGCCAAGUGCUACCGGCUGCUGUACGAGGUGGGCAGCGGCGUGAGCGCCGUGGUGUACAAGGCGACGUGCCUGCCGAUGGACUGCUCGGUGGUGGCCAUCAAGUCGAUCGAUCUGGAGCGGUCGAGGGCCAACUUGGACGACGUGCGGCGGGAGGCGAAGGCCAUGGCGCUGCUUUCCCACCCCAACGUCCUCCGCGCCCACUGCUCCUUCACGGUCGACCGCCACCUCUGGGUGGUGAUGCCCUUCAUGGCCGCCGGCUCGCUGCAGUCCAUCAUCUCCUCCUCCUUCCCCGACGGCCUCCCCGAGACGUCCAUCGCUGUCGUCCUGCGGGAGAUUCUCCACGCUCUCUCCUACCUGCACGGCCAGGGCCACAUCCACCGCGACAUCAAGGCCGGAAACAUCCUCGUCGACUCCGACGGCUCCGUCAAGCUCGCCGACUUCGGUGUCUCCGCCUCCAUCUACGAGUCGCACCCCUCCUCCUCCGUCUCCCUCUACAUGUCCUCCUCCUCCUCCUCCUUCUUCAACGACAUGGCCGGCACGCCCUACUGGAUGGCCCCCGAGGUGAUCCACUCCCACAUGGGCUACGGCAUCAAGGCCGACAUCUGGUCUUUCGGCAUCACCGCGCUCGAGCUCGCCCACGGCCGCCCGCCGCUGUCCCACCUCCCCCUCUCCAAGUCGCUCGUGAUGAAGAUCACCAACCGGUUGCGCCUCGAGGAGCACGGCAGAGACAGCACCGGCGGCAACUGCAAGAAGAAGAAGUUCUCCAAGGCGUUUAAGGACAUGGUGGCCGCCUGCCUCUGCCGAGACCCCUCCAAGAGGCCGUCGGCCGACAAGCUUCUCCGCCAUCCCUUCUUCAAGAACUGCAAGUCCACGGAUUACUUCGUCAAGAACGUGCUGCAGGCGGUGCCGGCGGUGGAGGAUAGGUGCAUAGAGCGAAGGGUAGUGGACUGCAACAGCAACGACAGGGAAGGAUCCACAUCCCCGCUCGUCAAGAGCCGUAGGGUGAGCGGGUGGAACUUCAACGAGGACGUGUUCGAGCUGGAUCCGGUCUACCCGGUGGAGAGCGACGACAAAUGUGUCCGCUUCGGGGGUGAAGAGCCCAUCGACCAGCCCACCGCUCAUCCCCACAGCCAUGUCGUGGACGACGACAAGAACGGAAACGAAGAUGAUGAGAAGGAGAACCACCACCGCCACCACCACCACUCGAGAGCGGAAGAGAAGGAGGUGGCCAAGAAGGCAAGCGAGGCGCCACUGUCGGUGUUGAAGCAGACGCUGGUGCCCAACCUGGUGUCCCUGCUGAGCAGCUUGGACCUGCAGCGGGGGAUGGUGAUGGACGUGCUCUCGCACUGCGGCUGCAAGGAGGGGCAGCAGGAGAGCCUGAGGGAGCAGCAGCUCUGGGGGUACGUGAGGAGCAUGCAGCAGACCGUGGAUGACCUAAAACUGCAGCUGCUGAGGGAGAUGAAGGUGAACGCGGAGUUGCAGGAGAGACUCGGGCCUCUCAAUAGAAAGACGAACGAGGAGACGGGACACACCAGCAGUUGACUUUACUGAGUGAGUUUUGAAGGGUCAACACCGGUGAUGCCUCCACUGCUUAUUCUCAUGUAGCACAUCUCUCUUACAGAGAUACAUGUAUUAGAUUUGACCAGUCUAAGCUAUCAUAUUAUGCUGA
This is a messenger RNA of Musa acuminata AAA Group (dessert banana), 1932 nucleotides long. RefSeq names its product serine/threonine-protein kinase BLUS1. Bases 249 to 1805 code for a protein of 518 amino acids. Lineage: Eukaryota; Viridiplantae; Streptophyta; Magnoliopsida; Zingiberales; Musaceae. Gene Ontology annotation, molecular function: protein serine/threonine kinase activator activity; ATP binding; protein kinase activity. The record is from RefSeq and is a predicted model, not a curated record. The transcript has 2 exons. Gene Ontology annotation, biological process: protein phosphorylation.